AAAUAGAGCAGACAUCGGCUUGCAACAUGAAUUACCGGCCAUCAUCUCAAGCCAGCACACCAGCCAUUCCAUUCUAUAUUCACUUCCGGUUUCUUGCGACACAACAGCGACAUAACCAUGACUAUCCACAGCGAUCUCCAAGUUAGCGCCAGGAGCGAGGUGGCCGCCGGGCCUAAGCAGAAGCCCCACCUCGUCGUUUGCGCCGCCGCGGCCUCGGGACACACGCUGCCCAUGGCCCAGAUAGUGGCCGCCCUGGUCAAGCGCGGGUAUACGGUCAGCUUCCUCACUAGCAAAGAGUUUGCCUCUCAGGUCGAACGCGCUGGCGCCGAGCUGGUUCCGACCCCCGAAAUCGUUAGCGAAGGGGCCUCGGCGGCGGCCAACUCCGCUGUCGAGCGCGAAGGCGCCGCGCCGACCUACACGGCGAUCAUGAAGUACAUCGUGCGCAACAUCUUCCUGAAUACCAUACCGGCGUGCCACGAGGCGCUGAAACGGCACCUGGAGCACCUGGCAGCGACGCAGCCGGGGCGGCAGGUUAUACUGCUGCUCGAGGUGUUUUUCCUGGGCGCCGAGGCGUUCAGGCACGGCGCGCCGCUGCCGCGCGGGUACGACCGCAUGCCGCGCAGCGUCGGGUUCAGCAUCGCGCCGAUGCUCAUCCACUCGAUUGACACGGCGCCCAUCGGGCCGGGCCUGCCGCCCGACUCGACGCCUUCGGGCCGGCUCCGCAACGCGCUGCUUAACAAAAUGUACGAGGAAAAGUUCGCCGACCUAAUGGAGGAGCGCGCGCAGUUGCUGCGGGGUUUGGGCGCGACGCGCGACCCUAAGGGCUGGAUCCUUAACGAUUGGAUGACGGCGGCCGACGUGACGCUGCAGACGUGCUCGCCCUCUAUUGAGUACGAGCGGUCGGACCUGGCGCCGUCGAUCCGCUUUAUCGGGGCGCUGCCGGCGCGGCCCGUGCCGGCGGAUUUGGAGUACCCAGCGUGGUGGCCGGAACUGAACGGUAAAAAGGUGGUGGCGGUGGCGCAGGGCACGGUGUCGACGUCCCCACACGAGCUGCUUGCGCCGACGCUGCGGGGACUGGCGGGGCGCGAGGACCUGUUUGUGGUGGCGCUGCUGGGGAUCAAGGGUGCGUCGCUGCCGGCCGACAUUAAGGUCCCGGCCAACGCGCGCGUGCUGGACUACUUCCCGUACCAGGCGCUGCUGGCGCGGGCCGACGUUUUCGUGCACAAUGCGGGUUACGGCGGCGUGCAGCAAAGCAUUAUGGCUGGCGUUCCGCUCGUCGCCGCCGGCCAGAACGAGGACAAGGCGGAAAUGUCGAUGCGGAUCCAAUGCGCCGGCGUCGGCUAUAACCUGGCCACAUCGACGCCUACGCCCGAGCAGGUGCGCGACGGCGUCGACGAGGUGCUAACCAACCCGGCCUACCGCCAGCGCGUGCUUGCCAUGAAGAAGGAGAACGAGGACCUGGAUGCGCUGGCCAGGAUCGAGGCGCAAAUUGUCGAGUUUACGGAAUAGAAAAGGUUUUAGGUUGGAGGAAGUAGAUUGCAUGCAGGCAAACGGAGGAGGGGAAUAAACAUGGAAACUUAAGUUGGAAAAUUAUUUGUAACGGAAAUAUGUUAUCUUUUGCUCCGCUAAAUUAAGCCUUGCUGUUAUGCCCCUUACUGUUAUGCCCCUCGCAGUUCGAGUCGAACUGAUUGAGGCGGCCAAUCAGGAGCGGCCGGUGGGGACGGGCGCACGGAC
Molecule: messenger RNA, 1734 nt
Organism: Gaeumannomyces tritici R3-111a-1
Lineage: Eukaryota; Fungi; Ascomycota; Sordariomycetes; Magnaporthales; Magnaporthaceae
Exons: 1
Coding region: 118-1509 (463 amino acids)
Molecular function (GO): UDP-glycosyltransferase activity
Source: RefSeq, a predicted model, not a curated record